Mya arenaria is the source of this 1917-nucleotide messenger RNA. Its product is annotated as U6 snRNA-associated Sm-like protein LSm7. Gene Ontology annotation, molecular function: RNA binding. Gene Ontology annotation, cellular component: Lsm1-7-Pat1 complex; U6 snRNP; spliceosomal tri-snRNP complex. The record is from RefSeq and is a predicted model, not a curated record. Bases 76 to 432 code for a protein of 118 amino acids. The transcript has 4 exons. NCBI's taxonomy places the organism in Eukaryota, Metazoa, Mollusca, Bivalvia, Myida, Myidae. Gene Ontology annotation, biological process: nuclear-transcribed mRNA catabolic process; mRNA splicing, via spliceosome.
AUUAUUUCAGGAUUGUAAACUUCCGGUGCGUGCGAAUUUUGAUUUUGUGAUCACGUUUUCUAUAUUUGAGAAGCAAUGUCAGCACAGAGUGUACCAAAACAACAGCAGGGAGAUAGAGGUGGUGGUGGUGACAAAGAAAAGAAGAAAAAGGAAACCAUUCUCGAUCUCUCCAAAUAUCUGGAAAAGGCUAUCAGGGUCAAGUUUAGUGGUGGAAGGGAGGCCAGUGGAAUUUUGAAGGGUUUUGAUCCUCUCCUGAAUCUUGUGUUAGACGACACUACAGAAUUCUUGCGAGACCCUGAUGAUCCAUACAAACUCACAGAGGACACCAGAAGCCUGGGGCUGGUUGUGUGUAGAGGGACUUCAGUUGUGUUGAUAUGCCCAUCAGACGGUAUGGAGGCAAUCGCAAAUCCUUUCAUUCAGCAGGAGGGGUGAACAUUUAGGGCAGAAUAUAUUGUGUGGAUGAGACAUGGCCUGAGUUUAUCUAUUGGACUCAGGAUUAUAGGAAACAUUGUGUUAUAGAAAUUGUGUUAAAAGAAUUGGAAAUUGUGAAACGCUUGAUUCGAAAUGAUACAUGGUAAUUUUGUUAUGGAGGACUUUGAGGCUAUGAAGUGCAUAAUUGUUAAAAUUGUGUUUUUAAAGUGCUUAAUUUGAGUAGAUUCAUGUUAAUUUUGUUUUGAAAUAGUUUGACACUUAAUUUGAGUGGAUCCAACAUGUUAACAUUGUUUUGAAUGACUUAGAAAACUAUGAAGUUCAUAAUUUAAGUGGAUUUUAUGGUUAAAAUUUGUUUGAAUGACUUUGAGAUAAUUAUAUGGUUGUCUGUGAAUUGAAUAUAACAAAACAUUGCUGAAAGCUGGCGUAUUUAACCAACUUUUUACAUUGAAUAUGAACUAUAAGGAUUUAUAUAUCAUGUGCUUCAAUUUAUUCAUUACUGUGUCCAAACUGUAACAAUAAACAUAGUCUAGAUAAGACUAGGUGCUUUCAAUGCAGGUGUGAUACAAAAUGUACUUAAUUCGAGACUUGUUUAGGCCUUGGGCCAUGAUUACGAACAGUCUCAAGUCCAAGUCUAGACUCAGAAAAGCAUUUUUAGUAAGGAGCAAAAAAUCAUAUUUAUUUCAUUUCUGUUACAAAAAUGUAUGUAAAUAAAGGUAAAACAUUCAAAUAUUAGUAUAUUUCAACAAAUUUUACCAUCAAUACUCUGAUAGAAGGAAAGUUACAAUGAAAUGAAGUUUUGCCAUAAUGAAUCUUGAGUCUGAACUCAGAUUUGAGACUGUUCGUAAUCAUUGCCCCUGGGCUGGUAUUCACGAACGUUCUGAGUCUGAAUUUGUGACUCUGACUCAGAAAAGCUAAAUUUUGUUGUAAAAAUACUAUUAUAGGACCAAAGACAGAAAAAAAGAUGCAUGUGUUACAAAUAGUCGGUUCUACAAUCAGACACACAUCUGUUGUCAACAGUAGUUCCUGUGUCAAUAUUUUGAAUCAUUUAAGAAUUCAGUUUCCGGAGCCUGAGUCUGAAACUCAGACUCAAAACCCUAGUGAAUCAGACCCACAACUCCUAGAUGUUUUAGGUUGACAGUCUGUCAGACUCUUUCCAGGCCAAGGAAGACAGUAUUGAUAAACAACAAACACUAGUAGGAAUCUUUUGGUUCUUGUAUGUGUUCAUAUUUAAUCUUCAAACUUAAUUUCAAAAUGGUGAAAAGAAGUGUUAUGUGUAUAAAAAGUAUAUGACAAAUUAUAAUGAAGCAAUGUUUAUAUUUAUGCCAUAUGAAUGAAUCAUACCUAUUGAAAGUACUUAGGACAAAUAUUUUAAUAAAUUAAUGCAAAUCAUCUUCAUUUUGGAAGGAAACUUUCCAUGUUCUUCUUUGAGUGUUGCCAAUUUUAACUUUGCAUAUUAUAAUGAUUAAAUUAACUGAAAAAACUAUA